This is a messenger RNA of Closterium sp. NIES-67, 4656 nucleotides long. The record is from the annotation of a GenBank genome assembly. Lineage: Eukaryota; Viridiplantae; Streptophyta; Zygnematophyceae; Desmidiales; Closteriaceae.
GUCCCGAGGCAGAAAGUCGUCCUUUUUCAAGAGGUGGUGUGGUGUGGUGGCCAUUCCACGUUUAUUUAUUCGCGCUGCGACGGGCGUGUUGGAGUAGUAGUUGCAUGUAGGGUGGUUUAACUUUCAAUACUUUUCAUUAGAACAACCAACUCGACUCGGCUCUUACUUUUUGCACUUCAGUUCCAAUAUUAGUAUUUAACUCGGCGGCCGUAGAUAGUUCGGCGCUGACACGUUUCUAAUCCACUAAUUGGUCGUGGUAGUGGUUGAUUAACUGAUUGUGACAGUUACGUCAGUUGCCGACUCAUUGUUUCCGUUUUUACAUCGCAACGUUGCUCGCCUUUGUUUAAGCUGGUGAUUCAUUCUUUAGCCGCCUAGAAAACCGCCUCUAUCCGCAGUGAUUAGUAAUAUGUUUAUGCGCCUCAGAAACCGACAGUUAUUGCCGUCAUGAAUCAUCAUCACGUGCAGCGGCGGCCGGCAAGCCAGCAUGACACCCGCAGCUCAUGGAACGAGCACCUGCAGCAGCAGCAGCAGCAGCAGCACCACCACCACCAACACCUGCAGCAGCACCACCACCACCUGCAACAGCAGCAGCCGCAGCAGGAGCAUAGCCAUUACCAGCAGCCGCUUUUGUCGCCGCAACACCCGCAAUACCCGCCGUUAGUGUCGCCGCAGUACCCGCCGACUUUGUCGCCGCAAUUCCCGUCGCCACAGCAGCAUGCGCAAGCGCAAGAGCUUCCCUGGGACCAUAGCGACAACGUUCCCGUCGCUCCCGUUAUCGCACUCCCUGGUAACCACCUGAGCGUCUCAGGUAACCAUGGUGGUAACCACCGCCGGUCGCGGUCCAUGGGAAUGGGGGCUAUGGGGAUGGGAGCGACGGGCGUUGCGCCUGACUUUCUCGCGCAGAUUGGAGCGGCGGGGCAAGUCCCGCUAGGCCCCGCGGGGGCAGGGAGAGGCGCGCAUCCUGCGCCUGCGGGGAGGGGGGAAGGGGUGGCGCAGGGGAGAAGUUCCGCCGAGAUCGCGCGAGUAGGGGGGGAUAUGCACGGGCGGGGAAGAGGGAGAGGCAUGGGCGGAGGAGUUAGCGGCCGAGGGGAAGGCGAGAGGGGGAGAGGCGGAGGAGGGGGGGAAGCAGGGGAGAUAAGCGGACAGGCAACGAAAGGGAGCGGGGGGAACGUAGACAGUAUUGACCCUCGUUUUAAGCCCAAGUUUAUAAAAUCCGGGGGGCGGGUGUGGGAAAUGUUUUCGGGACCGUCUGUUAAUAUUCUAAGGAGAGAGGACGACGCGGAUCUGCCGCCAGAGGAGUUAGCCGCCAUGGUUUCCACGCCUGUUGCGAAGCCCUUGCGCCAUAGGCGCACCAAGUCCGCCUUCCCCGCGGAUUCCGCGCAGUUCCUGCAGGAAAUGGACUUCCGCGGAGGGGAAGGGGGGAACGGAUUUGGGGAAGGAGGCGACGGCGGAGGGGGAGCGGGAACAGGGUUCGGAGGCGGGGAUGGCGGAACGGGAGCGUGGGGCGGCGGAGGGGGAGUUGGGGGCGGAGAAGCAGGCGGAAGAGGGGUUGGGGGGGUUGUUGUUGGGAGGGGGAGCGGGGCAGCGGGCGCGCAGAGACUGUUAGCGUCAGCAGGGGGAAGGCGCGCAUCCCUUGACGGCGGGGGGAGGAUUCCCCCUUCUAUUCCCUCCUCCUUCUCGGAUCCUUCCAAUCCGAUUCCGCCACGUCCGCUAAGGCACCACUCUAUGGACCUCUCUAGUAGUGGUUACAGUAACAAUAGCUAUGGUGGUGGGAGUGGGGGGGAAGGGUCUGGCGGUGCACGGGGGCAGGGCAGUGGCAGGGAGAGGGGCGCUCAAUCCCCUCUAGGGCAAAUCCGCGAGCAUGGGGACGAUAACGAAGAGGAUAGUAACGAGAACUUGCAGGAGAAACUUCAGGGGAAUAGUCAGGGGAAGUAUGGGAGUGGGAAUUAUGCCUCAGGUCAAGCGAAUGCCCUCCUCUCCCCCAUGCGCUUGGGCGGAAGGGAAGAAGAGGAGGAUGAGGACGUUCCCGUUGCUCCUGUGUCUCCUGUUCCUGUACAGUGGGGUGCUUUUAACGCAGGGUUUAAGGUCCCGGGCGAAGGGGGGGAAGGAGAGGAAGUAGCAGGCGUGGGGCAGCAGCAGCAGCAGCAGCAGCAGCAGCAGCAGCAGCAGCAGCAGCAGCAGUUGAGUGAGCAUCAGUUGAUGCUGAAGCGGCGGCACCAGCAAAACCAGCAGGCGUUGCAGAAGGAGCAGGAGAAGAAAGCGAGCGUUCAGGGGCAGCAGAUGUUGCAGCAGCAGCCGCCGCACCAGGAGCAGCAGCAACAACAGCAGCAACAAUACCAGCAGCAGCAGCAGCAGCAGAAGGGGCGAGUGGGGCACAGGAGGAGUCACUCCAUGGGGAUGGCUGGUGUGGCAAACUCUCUCCCUCACUUUCCUGACGUCUCUGAGCCAAGCCAGCCCAUGCGGUUCUCACGGGCCAUGGUGCUUGGCCUGCAGCAACAGCAGCCGCAGCAGCAGCAGCUAUCUCAGCAUGCUUAUCAGCACAGCCAGCAACAGCAGUACAACCAGCACCAGGAGCUGCAGAACAACCAGCGGUACCAGCAGCAGCAGCAGCAGCAGCAGCAGCAGCAGGGGUGGCAGCAGCAGCAGGAGGGGCAGUUGGGGUGGCAGCAGGCAGCGUGGCAGGAGCAGCAGUUCGACGGACAGGAGGAUAACGACCAGCAGGGGCUUUUCCGAUCCUCCACCGCCCCGGCCAAGCCUGCAGGCCCGGCGAACGCUGCUGCUGCUGCUGGUGGCAGUGGUAAGGGAUUGGACGGGCAGCCCAUUAUCAGCAGCAAGAGUUACACCAGCCCAUCCAAUCUUCACCCUCAUUAUAGUCACGCAGGAGGGAGGGGAGAAGGGGGAGGAGGAGGAGGAGGGAGAGGAGGGAGAGGAGAGGGAGGAGGGGGAGGAGUAGCAGGGGGAGUUGGAGCAGGGGGAGGAGGGGGAAGAGGGGGGGGAUCGCAAGGCAUGUCGCGACAUAAGAGGACCAUGUCUGCUAGUGCUGCUGCUGGGGUUGGUGGUGGCUUUGGCGGUGCUGCUGCUUGGGGUGGUGCUGGUGGUGGCAUGUUUGCUGGUGGUGGGUUUCCUGCUGCUGUUGGUUCUGGUGGUGCUGGUUACCCUGCUGCUGGUAACACUGGUGCUCGUUUGCCGCCCCACCACUCCCCCCCUCGUCCAGGGGGGGGUGUUCCACUACCGCAGCAGCGCUCCCCACCCCACAUGCACCACCAUUCUCGCUCACACUCACACUCCGUCUCCCCUCCCAAACCCCACUCUCACUCACACUCUCACUCCGUUUCUUCCCCCAAGCCCCAUUCCCCCUCACCCUCUCACUCACCCUCUCACUCACCCUCUCACUCACCCUCUCAUUCACGCCCACCCUCUCACUCACACUCACACUCCCCUCCAAAGCCUCACUCUCACUCCCCCCGGUCCCCCCAACCCUUCCUCUCCCCACAUUCCCCCAUGCCCCCAAGCCCAGCUGGGGGAAGCUCAGGGGGGAGGGCGCAUCAGGGCUACUCUGGUAGCAGUGCUGCUGCUGGUGGUGGCGCUGCUGCUGGUGCUGGUGGUGGUUUGAAUGUGCUGGGUCGGCCGUUUCAGCAUAUAUCGGAGCAGUUUAUACUGAGUACGGAGGAGAUAGGCAGGGGCAGAUCGGGCAGUGUCACAAUGUGUGUGCAUCGGACAAGCAACGAGAGGCUCGCGUGUAAAACGAUUCCCAAAGGCAGCCUGCAGAGCGAGGAGGGGGCGGGGGACGUGAGGAGGGAGGUGGAGAUAUUGGAAUCUAUGAGGGGCCAUCCGUGCUCGGUGCAGCUGCUGGCAGCCUUUGAGGACGAGGAGUUUGUGCACCUGGUGAUGGACCUGUGCCAGGGAGGGGACCUAUGGCAGCGGGUGCAGCAGGGGGGGGCGUAUGGGGAAGGAGAGGCGGCAGCAGUGGUGAGGCGGCUGGUGGGGCUGCUGAGAGACCUGCACGCUCAGGGCAUCAUGCACCGGGAUGUGAAGCCAGAGAAUGUGCUUCUAAGGAGGGAGGAUGAUGAUGCGGAUAUUGCCAUCAUCGACUAUGGAGUGUCUGUGUUCUUCAAUCCAGGCGAAACGUUUUCUGAGAUCGUAGGCUCUCCCUUCUACAUUUCUCCGGAGGUGCUUCACGAAUCCUACGGUCCAGAAUCCGACAUCUGGGCGGCCGGAGUGAUCCUGUUCGUCCUUUUGUCGGGAGCACUUCCCUUCUGGGGGGACUCAGACGAGGGCGUGUUCCGGGCAAUAUUGGAGAGGAGUGUGGAGGAGGAGGUGGAGAGAGAGGGAGUGUGGGAGAGUGUGUCUGAAGAAGCGAAGGAUCUGGUGUUGCGCAUGCUGACAAGAGACGCCGCCCUCAGAAUCUCGGCGGACGAGAUUCUUGAGCACCCAUGGCUCCAAGAUAACAACUAACCUGCGCAACUCAUGCAAUUCAAGCAAUAGGUGCCUUUUAGCGUUAAGUUGACAGCCGGUGCCAAUCCUUUGAAAGCAGCCUACAUGCCGAUUCGUUUGUCAUUAUUAAUGGUAUCUUCUUUAUAUUUUCAUUUUAAUUAUUGACGACAUUUUUAGUACUGCUGUAACUCAAUAUUGUAAGGGGCUCUUUUCCGAAAUCGA